Messenger RNA from Parastagonospora nodorum SN15, 1062 nucleotides. RefSeq lists its product as hypothetical. The transcript is spliced from 2 exons. Lineage: Eukaryota; Fungi; Ascomycota; Dothideomycetes; Pleosporales; Phaeosphaeriaceae. The record is from RefSeq and is a predicted model, not a curated record. Bases 1 to 1062 code for a protein of 353 amino acids.
AUGCGCCGCCCUAAUUUCACUCACUGUGGCCAAACUUACAUGUCCAACCCCAGCUUAAUCUCGCGCUACAACUACACUGGUAGUGUGCUCAACAUCCCCUCUAACCCACUGACCCAGAUCACAUACGAAGGCUGCAAGGCAGUCUGCGGCUCUGGAAAUGCGUACUAUCCCUGGGUCGAAAUCUCCGCGACAGUGACAACCUGGGUUCUCCCUAUCCUCGGUGCACUUUUGCAAGCGCCCUUCGAGAGCAACGCCUUCUGGCGGACAUUCAAGGCUGUAAACAGGUGGAUCGGAAGUCCGAUAAGUAGUCUAGCGUGUAUUCUGUGGGAUGUUCAAAUUAGUGGAAAGUGUGCGAUGUUUGGUGAGUUGGCAGACAUUACGAACCAUAUCAUGACUGCUGAUGACAAUGUAGUCGAUAUGGCCGUUCCAUACAAUGAGACGCCAGACGUGAAUAGCGAGUUCGCGAGUAUGCGCGACUCAUUCUACAUCCUGAUGAAUCUGAAUCAGUACAAGAUGAAGCCCGUCAUAUCCAUGACACGCGAAGCAGAAGGCUUAUUGCGAAUUGUCCUGUUCAGCAAAGGGCUGAAGCUCGUCGGUCGGAAAAAGACGUUGAGCCAGAUGCGCUACCGACUGGCGGAGGAUCUACGAAGUAAUCGCCGGAGAGGCGUCGUUCCCAUCUUCAUCAGCACUUUGUGGUUUCUAUUCGCGCUUGGGAUUUCUAUCGAAGCAGCUUUCGGAGACGUCGGCAGCAAUAUCCAAGCCCACAACCUCGCCAUGGGCCUCUUCAUCUCCUGGCUGCCGAUCUUAAUUCUCUGCUCCAUCAUAGACCGGAACCCAGUCGCGUCUGACGACGUCCAGCGCAAACUCAACAAACUUGUAGACGCCGUCUGCGACUCCCUACUCCAUGGUGAUAAUCGUAUCGACUUCAUCGCGUCGUUUCGCGACAUGCCCGAGGCGCAGCAGAUGGCGUACUGGGUCGAGAAAAUUGCUGCGAGAGCAGAAGUUAUCAAGGGAAAUUACUUUUGUGGCUUCUCUGGCCAGGCUAGGACGAGGUGUACGUAG